This is a messenger RNA of Cryptomeria japonica (Japanese cedar), 513 nucleotides long. Its product is annotated as WUSCHEL-related homeobox 4-like. The coding region runs from base 1 to 513 and encodes 170 amino acids. NCBI's taxonomy places the organism in Eukaryota, Viridiplantae, Streptophyta, Pinopsida, Cupressales, Cupressaceae. Gene Ontology annotation, molecular function: DNA-binding transcription factor activity; DNA binding. The transcript has 4 exons. Gene Ontology annotation, biological process: plant organ development. The record is from RefSeq and is a predicted model, not a curated record.
AUGGGGCCUGGGCUAUAUAGGUCAAGCAGUGUGGUGGACAGUAGCAGCAGAAGCAGGCUAUCGAGAUCCACCAGUGUAACAGAGGCUACAGGAAUCGCCAAGGUUGCAUCCAGAUGGAAGCCCACGGCCCAGCAGAAACAAAUACUGGAGAGUAUUUAUAACAACGGGACUAGAAAUCCUUCUCUGGAAUAUGUUAAUGAGAUAACAAUCCAGCUGCGACAGUAUGGCAAAGUAGAAGGCAAGAAUGUCUUCUACUGGUUUCAGAACUAUCAAGCACGUGAGAAAAGAAAGAAAGAAUCAGGUUCCAAGUGGCCUGCCAUGUUCCGUUCAAAAAAAUGGACGGAAUUCUUUAGCUCAAAGAAGUCAUCCAAGACUGAGGAUGAAGAGGAUGAGGGCGAAGAAGUUAGCAGUGAUCCCAGAAGGAAUUCAUCAAUGGCAGCUUCCGAUGUGAGAACAUUGGAACUGUUUCCUUUGCGACCUGACAGAGGAAGCUCUCAGGCUUCGAGGCAGUGA